CCUCCCUCUAAAACCACUCUGUGUGGGGAACAUGAGAGCCAGAGCAAAGCUCAGAGAAUCAGUGGGAGUACCUGGUGGCAUGUCUUUGCUCCUCCUCACGUCCUCCAGAGGUUUUCUGAGCCCAGCUGUGUGUCUCUGAGGAGUAAUCAGUCCAUAGAGCCUCCACCGUUCUUUGCUCCAGACAUACCAUCAGACUAUCCUGAACCUGAUCCCAGCUGUGUGUCCUUAAAGAGUAAUCAGUCCAUGGAGCCUCCACUGUUCUUCAAAAAGAUUAUUUCAAAGACGGUACAUGAAAGACCAGGCUGCUGUGAAUGUGAUCACAGCUGUGUGUCUAUGAAGAGUGACGCCUCCAUGGAGCCACCGCUAUUCUUCAAGAAACCGACAUCAACCUUUAGAUCAGGAAAACAAAAGAGGACCUGUCAAAGAACGGUCUCCAAAUGGACACGUAGCUGUGAGUCUGUGAAGAGUGAUGCAUCCAUGGAGCCACCUCUGUUUUUCAAGAAAGACUUUAUAACUUUAAGACCAAGGAAGCGAAGGAGAGUGGACCAGGUGAGCUCAGAGGUUCCCACUGGUCAGUCUGCCCAGCAGCAUCUAACACACCUGGACUCCAUAUUUAUGCUGCUGGAGGACAACAUCAUCGCUUUUGUGAAGAACGAGCUGAAGAAGAUCCAGAAGGUUCUGAGUCCAGAUUACAAAGACAGUGAGAUGGAGGAUGAAGCAGUAUUGCAUUGUGAAAAUGAAGAGCAGUGGAGGAGCAGCAGAGAGGCAGUUCUGAAAAUCACAGUAAACUUCCUAAGAAGAAUGAAGCAGGAGGAGCUGGUUGACCGUGUGCAGAGCAGAACUCCCAGCAGAGUUUGUCAGCAAAACCUUAAAUCUAAGAUGAAAAAGAAGUUCCAAUGUGUGUUUGAGGGGAUUGCUGAAGCAGGAAACUCAACCCUUCUGAAUCAGAUCUACACAGAGCUCUACAUCACAGAGGGAGGGACUGCAGAGGUCAAUGAUGAACAUGAGGUCAGACAGAUUGAAACAGCAUCCAGGAAACCAGACAGACCAGAAACAACAAUCAGACAAGAAGACAUCUUUAAAGCCUCACCUGGAAGAGAUGAACCAAUCAGAACAGUCCUGACAAAGGGAGUGGCUGGCAUUGGGAAAACAGUCUUAACACAGAAGUUCACCCUCGACUGGGCUGAAGACAAAGCCAACCAGGACGUCCAGUUCAUAUUUCCAUUCACUUUCAGAGAGCUGAAUGUGCUGAAAGAGGAAAAGUUCACUUUGGUGGAACUUGUUCAUCACUUCUUUACUGAAACCAAAGAAGCAGGAAUCCGUAGCUUUGAAAAAUUCCAGGUUGUGUUUAUCUUUGAUGGUCUGGAUGAGUGUCGACUUCCUUUGGACUUCCACAAAACUGAGAACCUGACUGAUGUUACAGUGUCCACCUCAGUGGAUGUGCUGCUGAUAAACCUCAUCAGGGGGAACUUGCUUCCCUCUGCUCGCCUCUGGAUAACCACACGACCUGCAGCAGCCAGUCAGAUCCCUCCUGACUGUAUUGACAUGGUCACAUAUGUCAGAGGGUUCACUGACCCACAGAAGGAGGAGUACUUCAGGAAGAGAUUCAGAGAUGAAGAACAAGCCAGCAGGAUCAUCUCCCACAUCAAGACAUCACGAAGCCUCCACAUCAUGUGCCACAUCCCAGUCUUCUGCUGGAUCACUGCUACAGUUCUGGAGGAUGUGCUCAAAACCAGAGCGAGAGGACAGCUACCCAAGACCCUGACUGAGAUGUACAUCCACUUCCUGGUGAUUCAGGCCAAAGUGAAGAAGGUCAAGUAUGAUGGAGGAGCUGAGACAGAUCCACACUGGACUCCAGAGAGCAGGAAGAUGAUUGAGUCACUGGGAAAACUGGCUUUUGAUCAGUUGCAGAAAGGAAACCUGAUCUUCUAUGAAUCAGACCUGACAGAGUGUGGCAUCGAUAUCAGAGCAGCCUCAGUGUACUCAGGAGUGUUCACACAGAUCUUUAAAGAGGAGAGAGGACUGUACCAGGACAAGGUGUUCUGCUUCAUCCAUCUGAGUGUUCAGGAGUUUCUGGCUGCUCUUCAUGUCCAUCUGACCUUCAUCAACUCUGGGGUCAAUCUGCUGGAAGAGCAACAGACAACCUCCAAGAGGUCAAAACCAAGAAAAUCUACAGAGACACACUUCUAUCAAAGUGCUGUGAACAAGGCCUUACAGAGUCCAAAUGGACACCUGGACUUGUUCCUCCGCUUCCUUGUGGGUCUUUCACUGCAGACCAGCCAGACUCUCCUACGAGGUCUGCUGACACAAACAGGAAGUAGCUCACAGACCAAUCAGGAAACAAUCCAGUACAUCAAGGAGAAGCUCAGUGAGAAUCUGUCUGCAGAGAAAAGCAUCAAUCUGCUCCACUGUCUGAAUGAACUGAAUGAUCGUUGUCUAGUGAAAGAGAUCCAACAGUCCCUGAGUUCAGGAAGUCUCUCUACAGACCAACUGUCUCCUGCUCAGUGGUCAGCUCUGGUCUAUAUCUUACUGUCAUCAGAAGAAGAUCUGGAUGUUUUUGACAUGAAGAAAUACUCUGCUUCAGAGGAGGCCCUUCUGAGAAUGCUGCCAGUGGUCAGAGCUUCCAGCAAAGCUCUGCUAAGUUGCUGCAACCUUUCAGAAAGAAGCUGUGAAGCUCUUUCCACAGUUCUCUGUUCCCAGUCCUGUAGUCUAAAAGAACUGGACCUGAGUAACAACAACCUGCAAGAUUCAGGCGUGAAGCUUCUCUCAGUGGGACUUGAAAGUCUUCAUUGUACACUGGAAACUCUCAGUUUGUCAGGCUGUCUGAUCACAGUAGAAGGUUGUACUUCUCUUGCAUCAGCUAUCAGCUCCAACCCCUCCCAUCUGAAAGAGCUGGAUCUGAGUUACAAUCACUCAGGAGGCUUAGGGAUGCAACGGCUGUCAGCUGGACUGAAUGAUCCAUGCUGGAAACUGGAAAAUCUGAGGGUGGAGCCUGCUGGAGAACAAUGGUUGAGACCAGGUCUGAGGAAGUAUUCCUGUCAACUCAUAAUCGACACAAACACAGUAAAUAGAAACCUCAAACUGUCCGAAAACAACAGGAAGGUGACACAUGUGGAGGAGGUUCAGUCAUAUCCUGAUCAUCCAGACAGAUUUGAUCAGUAUCCUCAGCUGCUGUGUAGAAAUGGUCUGACUGGUCGCUGUUACUGGGAGGUCGAGUGGAGAGGAAUGGUUGAUAUGUCAGUGACUUACAGAAGAAUCAGAAGGAAAGGAGGCAGAUAUGACUGUGAACUUGGAUUUAACGAACAUUCAUGGAGUCUGAGCUGCUUUGAUCAUGGUCCUUAUUCUGUCUGGCACAAUAAGACAAGAACAUCCAUCUCCUCCUCCUCCUCCUCCUCCUCCUCUGUCUCUAACAGAGUAGCAGUGUAUGUGGACUGUCCUGCUGGCACUCUGUCCUUCUACAGAGUCUCCUCUGAUACUCUGAUCCACCUCCACACCUUCAACACCACAUUCACUGAACCUCUUUAUCCAGGAUUUGUUUUUGGGUCCAGUUCUUCAGUUUUUCUGUGCAGAGUCUAAAGAAUGUCCUCCUGUUAGAGAAACACUUCAGAAGUCAGGUUUUCAGCAUUUUUAGACAGGCUGUUUGUUAUUAGAGGUUCCCUUCAGGGACUACAUUAUAGGUCACGCAGUACAGGUACACCAUUUUUAAAUUUAAUUCAGAUUGUCUGUAUGAUCUCCUGAACCUUCCUCCAGUAUCGAUUAUAUACUAUUUAAUCAGUAAUCAUUCUCUCAACAAUGACUACUAGACUUUCUCACUAUCAAAAUAAUCUAUAGUUAUAUUUUGUCAGUCUUGUUGCCAACUUUCACUAAAGCUGACACUGCAGACAUCUCCUGGAUCCACUCUAACGUAUGUAAUCUUCUGACUUAUAAAUAAUUGCACAAUAUACCAACAGUUACAUUGUUCAGACCCUGGGUUAGCUAGCUUAAUUGGUUUUUAUAGUCAUUUUAACACAUUGGGUUCAGGACCUGCAGUGUAAUCUCAAACAUAGCGAGCACUUUAACAUCAGUGAGAGGGUCGUGGAGAAACCAAAUGAAAGUUAUUAAAAAUUAUUUCGCAAUCUGAAAGCUAAUUUAAUAUUUCAUCAUUUAAUUUCUGAGUUUUAAAUGCCAGGGCACCUUCUAUUGUUUUAAUUUUGUUCAUAAUUGUGUAAAAUAAUCUUUCUUUGCAUGGUUUUAAUUAUAUUUUACGUUCAGUUACUUGAUUUUGUGCUGAGAAAACUGUGUAUAUAAAAUCUUAUCUAAAAUAAAAGCUCAGCGUUUCAUCUUA
Messenger RNA from Oreochromis niloticus (Nile tilapia), 4324 nucleotides. RefSeq names its product NLR family CARD domain-containing protein 3. The coding region runs from base 244 to 3576 and encodes 1110 amino acids. The transcript is spliced from 12 exons. NCBI's taxonomy places the organism in Eukaryota, Metazoa, Chordata, Actinopteri, Cichliformes, Cichlidae. Gene Ontology annotation, molecular function: protein binding. The record is from RefSeq and is a predicted model, not a curated record.